Messenger RNA from Gymnodraco acuticeps, 16103 nucleotides. RefSeq names its product ankyrin-3-like. The record is from RefSeq and is a predicted model, not a curated record. Gene Ontology annotation, molecular function: protein binding. Lineage: Eukaryota; Metazoa; Chordata; Actinopteri; Perciformes; Bathydraconidae. Gene Ontology annotation, biological process: protein localization to T-tubule; regulation of cardiac muscle contraction; signal transduction. Gene Ontology annotation, cellular component: T-tubule. Bases 644 to 14668 code for a protein of 4674 amino acids. The transcript is spliced from 50 exons.
UGUCCCGGCGAGACGUCGCGGACAGAGCGUGUACAUAGAAGAUGGCUCAGGGCUCAGGUGCAGGCAGCAGGCUGUGGGAACCAGUGGAGCAGGCAGCAGUCUAUUUAUCCAUCACACAGAGCACUCUGCUGGAAUAGGGGCUGGAUAUUGAGCCCCUUCUUGGACCUCCAACCCUGGAGCUCUACCUGUCACUGUUUUCAUAUUCGUUAUUCUUGAUCAAAGGGACCAUCUCAACUUGCUGUGGACCAUAUCAAUAAAUAGUUGUUUUGUAUUUGCUAUCAUUUGCACUUGUUUUUGCACUUUGCGCUGAGAAGUGGAAGCCUUCACAGCACUGGAGAUUGAGGAGUGCUGUCUGUGCCCUGCCCUGAACUGAACUUUUGCGUCUGAGCAGAGUGGAUAGCUGCUGAGGGAAGAACAGAACAAAAGAAAGAGGGGAAUCUUGUAAAGGAGAAGAGGGAAAGCCUUCCCUCUCACACACCUGUGAGGGUUCCUUCCCUGACAAAAGCACAGCUGAGGAUACAGGAGGAACACAAAGAUAACCAGGAGCUGGGAAGAAAAGGCUAAAGAGGAGACUUUGGGUCCACGCUCCAUCCAUCCAUUCAUCCCUCCUUCCACCUGUGAGGAUUAAUUGCGCUGGAGCAGCAUGGCGCAUGCCGCCUCGCAGCUGAAGAAAAAGGCGGAUGAGAACAUCAACGCUGUGGAGGAUGAGAAAGAGAAGAAGAAGGCAGCGAGGAAGCGUUCCCGGGAGCUGAAGAAAAAGACGGAUAUAAAUGCCUGUUAUCUGCGAUCAGCUCGGGCCGGGAACCUCGAGAAAGCUUUGGACUACCUGAAGAAUGGAGUCGACAUCAAUAUUUGCAAUCAGAAUGGUCUAAAUGCUCUCCAUCUGGCCUCGAAGGAGGGCCAUGUGGAGGUGGUGGCUGAGCUCAUCAAGCACGGCGCCAAUGUGGACGCAGCUACCAAGAAAGGAAACACAGCUCUUCACAUAGCCUCCCUCGCUGGGCAGAACGACGUGGUGAAGGAACUCGUCACCCACAGUGCCAACGUCAAUGCACAAUCUCAGAAUGGCUUCACUCCGCUGUAUAUGGCAGCGCAGGAGAACCACAUGGACGUGGUGCACUACUUAUUGGACCACGGCUCGAGUCAGAGCAUCGCCACUGAGGAUGGGUUCACUCCUCUGGCAGUGGCGUUGCAGCAAGGCCACGAGCAGGUGGUUUCCCUGCUGCUGGAGAACGACACUAAAGGGAAAGUUCGCCUCCCCGCGCUACACAUCGCUGCACGGAAGGACGACACCAAGGCCGCCGCGCUCCUCCUCCAGAACGACCACAACGCUGACGUCGAGUCCAAGAUGAUGGUGAAUAGAGCAACAGAGAGCGGUUUCACUCCUCUCCAUAUUGCGGCUCACUACGGCAAUAUCAACGUAGCAACACUCCUGAUGAACAGAGGGGCAGCUGUGGACUUCAAGGCAAGGAAUGACAUAACACCACUGCACGUAGCAUCCAAACGUGGGAACGGCAACAUGGUGCGGCUGCUGCUGGAGAGAGGGUCCAAGAUAGAUGCACGAACCAAGGACGGUCUGACUCCUCUCCACUGUGGAGCCAGGAGUGGCCAUGAGCAGGUGGUGGAGAUGCUGCUGGACAGAGGAGCUCCAAUACUAUCCAAGACAAAGAACGGUUUGUCUCCGCUCCACAUGGCGACCCAGGGCGACCACCUGAACUGCGUCCAGCUGCUGCUGCACCACGAGGUGCCUGUGGAUGACGUGACCAACGACUAUCUGACAGCGCUGCACGUGGCGGCACACUGCGGACACUACAAGGUGGCAAAGGUGAUCGUGGACAAGAAGGCCAACCCCAACGCCAAGGCUCUGAAUGGUUUCACCCCCCUGCACAUUGCCUGUAAGAAAAACAGAGUCAAGGUGAUGGAGCUACUUCUGAAGCAUGGAGCGUCGAUACAGGCAGUCACUGAGUCCGGUCUGACUCCAAUCCAUGUUGCAGCGUUUAUGGGACACGACAACAUCGUGCACCAGCUGAUCAACCACGGGGCUUCACCAAACACAAGCAAUGUGAGGGGGGAGACAGCGCUCCACAUGGCAGCGAGGGCCGGACAGUCUAAUGUGGUCAAAUAUCUGAUCCAGAAUGGAGCACGGGUCGAUGCCAAGGCCAAGGACGACCAGACACCGCUGCACAUCUCAAGCCGUCUUGGUAAGCCAGACAUCGUCCACCAGCUGCUGACAAACGGAGCUUUCCCAGAUGCCAUCACCAGCUCCGGAUACACUCCUUUACACCUGGCUGCCAGGGAGGGACACAGAGACAUCGCUACAGCGCUGCUGGACCAAGGAGCCAGUCUGGGAAUCAUUACCAAGAAGGGCUUCACUCCGUUGCAUGUGGCUGCAAAGUACGGCAAGAUCGAAGUCGCCAACCUGCUGCUGCAGAAAAAUGCUCCGGCUGAUGCUGCUGGGAAGAGUGGACUAACUCCACUGCAUGUGGCAGCACACUAUGAUAACCAGAAGGUGGCGCUGCUCUUGCUCAACCAGGGAGCUUCACCGCACGCCGCUGCAAAGAAUGGUUACACACCACUCCACAUUGCCGCUAAGAAGAAUCAGAUGGAGAUUACCACCACCUUGCUGGAGUACGGUGCCUCCACCAACACAGUGACCCGCCAGGGCAUCACUCCUCUGCACCUCGCUUCACAGGAAGGCAACGUGGACAUAGUGACGCUGCUGCUGGCCCGAGACGCUCCGAUCAAUAUGGGCAAUAAGUCCGGUCUGACCCCACUCCACCUGGCUGCCCAGGAGGAUAAAGUCAACGUUGCUGAGGUGUUAGUCAACCAGGGAGCUACUCUAGACCCUGAGACUAAGCUGGGAUACACUCCGCUCCAUGUGGCCUGUCACUAUGGCAACGUGAAGAUGGUCAACUUCCUGCUGAAAAAUCAGGCGAAGGUCAACGCUAAGACCAAGAACGGUUACACACCUCUCCAUCAGGCUUCACAGCAGGGACACACACACAUCAUCAACCUGCUGCUUCAUCAAGGAGCAUCGCCCAACGAACUCACAGCUAAUGGGAACAGCGCUCUGUCCAUUGCAAGGAGGCUCGGCUACAUCUCUGUCGUUGACACGCUCAAAGUAGUCACAGAAGAAACUCUCACCACGCAGACUGUUACAGAGAAGCACAAGAUGAACGUUCCAGAGACCAUGAACGAGGUGCUGGACAUGUCCGAUGACGAUGUCUGUAAAGCCAAUGUCCCCGAAAUGAUCACAGAGGACUAUAUAUCUGAUGUGGAAGAAGAGAUGGAUGUUGGAAAUAUCUGCAUCAGCUAUUCCUGUGAUGAUGCAAUGACGGGGGACACAGACAAAUAUCUAGCCCCCCAGGACCUGCGGGAGCUGGGGGACGACUCGCUCCCACAGGAGGGCUACAUGGGCUUCAGCGUUGGAGCGCGUUCACAGAGCCUGCGUUCCUUCAGUUCUGAUAGGUCCAACACAUUGAAUCGGAGCUCCUUCACACGGGACAGCAUGAUGAUAGAGGAGAUGCUGGCACCUGGCAAGGACAUGAUGCUCUGUAAGGAGAGGUCUUUCAUUGUAGAGAAACGCAACAAGCAUCUGGCGGUGGCUAAGGACUGCGAUAACGACUCUCUGAGGAGAUACAGUUGGACCCCAGACGCCCAUGAUAAUGUCAACAUAGUGUCCUUGCCAAUACACUCGGGUUUUUCCUCUCCGCUCCCGCAGUACGACAGCAGGUUCCUGGUCAGCUUCAUGGUGGACGCCAGAGGUGGCUCCAUGAGAGGGAGUCGUCACAACGGCAUGCGCAUCAUCAUCCCGCCCAGGAAGUGCACGGCGCCCACCAGGAUCACCUGUCGCCUGGUCAAGAGACACAAACUGGCCACGCCCCCUCCGAUGGUGGAAGGAGAAGGCCUGGCCAGCCGAUUGGUUGAAGUCGGUCCUGCAGGAGCUCAGUUCCUCGGGCCUGUGAUUGUGGAGAUCCCUCAUUUUGGCUCGAUGCGAGGCCAGGAGAGAGAGCUGAUCCUGCUGCGCAGCGAGAACGGGGAGAGCUGGAAGGAGCACGUGUACGACUACAAGACUGACGACCUCAGGCAGCUCCUCAGUGGGAUGGAUGAAGAGCUGGACAGUCCUGAGGAGCUGGAGAGGAAGAGAAUCUGCCGCAUCAUCACCAAGGACUUCCCACAGUACUUUGCUGUUGUGUCUCGAAUCCGGCAGGAGACCAAUCAGAUGGGACCAGAGGGCGGAACUCUGUGCAGCCGCAGCGUCCCAUUGGUUCAAGCUUCCUUCCCUGAGGGGGCGCUAACCAAGAAGAUAAAAGUUGGACUGCAGGCCCAGCCGGCACCCGACGACACUGUGAAGAAAAUCCUCGGUAACCGGGCAACCUUCAGCCCCAUCGUUACCGUGGAGCCCAGAAGAAGGAAGUUCCACAAACCCAUCACCAUGACAAUCCCAGUCCCGCCUCUUUCAGGGGAGGGGCUUACCAACGGCUACAAAGGAGACUGUACGCCAUGUCUCCGCCUUCUCUGCAGCAUCACAGGUGGUACGUCCCCUGCACAGUGGGAAGACAUCACUGGCACCACUCCUCUCACAUUCGUCAAUGACUGCGUCUCCUUCACCACUAAUGUUUCUGCAAGGUUCUGGUUAGCUGACUGCCAUCAGAUCCCAGAGACGGUGGGCUUGGCCAUGCAGCUGUACAGGGAGCUCAUCUGCGUGCCCUACAUGGCCAAGUUUGUGGUGUUUGCUAAGACCAACGACCCAAUGGAGUCCAGACUGAGGUGCUUCUGUAUGACAGACGACAAGGUGGAUAAGACCCUGGAACAGCAGGAGAACUUUGAGGAGGUGGCCAGGAGCAAGGACAUAGAGGUUCUGGAAGGCAGGCCCAUUUAUGUGGACUGCUAUGGAAACGUGGCUCCUCUGACUAAAGGUGGUCAGCAGUUAGUUCUUAACUUUUACGCCUUCAAGGAGAACCGUCUGCCCUUCUGUGUCAAGGUGAGAGACCCCAGCCAGGAACCCUGCGGUCGUCUUACGUUCCUCAAAGAGUGUAAGACCAUAAAAGGCCUUCCACAAACUGCUGUUUGCAACCUGAACAUCACACUGCCAGCAGUGAAAAAGGAAAUGGAGUCAGAUGCCGAGGACGAGACUGAAAAGCCAGAGCGACGUCAUACCUUUGCAUCCCUAGCCUUACGUAAGCGCUACAGCUAUCUGGCCGAGCCUGCACUGAAAACGGCCGUUGAGCAGCGGAGCACAACAGCAAGAACACUGCCUGCUGGUUACCCUCACAAACCUGUCUUUCCAACCAGACAUUACCCACCAUGGUCGACUGCUCCUAUUACCGUCCCUGGCCAAACAAGGCCAGUCGGAGUGGGGUGUUCCCUCACAUGUACCGAUUCCCCGGCAGGCUCACCAGCUGCUUCUCCAUUGAAAACCUCCUGGCCCCUAUCUUCCCCUUCACCUGCAUGCGCUGCAACAAUCAGAACUACCCUGGGAGCUCCACCACCACCACCACCUACUCAAGUUAAACCUGUUGAUGACAAUGUGUUCUCAUCCCCCAUCAGGUCUUACAGGACUAUGCCUUCACCCAUUAAAACUGUUGUCCAGCUGGGUCAGUACCCUGUACAGGGGUCUGCCAGCUUUGUGUCUUCUGGAAGCCCAUGUAAACUUGCCACAGACCCAGCAUCUAUCAAAAACCUUGCUUCAGCAUACACAUCAAGGACUUCCCCACUUCACUCCAUACCAAAUGGUUCUGUACCAGAGAGGUCAUCAGCUUCUCUUACUGCUCCAGCAUCGCCAAAGUCAUCCUACAACUUGUACAAUUCUAAUUUGCCUUUUAAAACUGCCCUUGGGUCCACAAUUGUGACAGAUUCCUCUGUUAAAAGCAUGUCAGGCCUGUCCUCGUUAAAAACCUCUGUAGAUUCAACACUUGCAUCGAGAGGAGGAAGAACCUCCCUCUCAUCACUCUCCUCAACUGGACAGACAACCAUAGCUUCCUCAGAAUUGUCCACGAUGAAUGGAUCAGUCUCUCCAAUUAAAUAUCCAUCCUCUUCCUCCACACCAUCCUCCCCUUCGUCUCGCAAUCUCUCGGAGAGAAGUAGCAGCCUUCAGGAGAGAAUACAGGCCACCACCCAAGCAGCAACCUCUGGUGUUAGCGCAGCCAUAAAUGAAGCUAUAGACUCUUGUUCUGUGUCAGGCUAUGGCACUAUUAGAUCGUUGUCCACCUCACGCAGGUCUGCAACAGCAAGCUCUGCUUAUGUUUCUUUGAGAUCUGUAGCCGCCUCCUCCAGUUUGGCAGUUUCUUCUAACACACUAACUGUACCAGUGUUUUCGUUAGUCAUUCCAGAGACCCCUGUCAAACCAGGGCCAGGGUCUCUCAAAAUGGCACUGCCUGAUUCUUCCCGUGCCUCAUCUUCAUUUUCUUCCUCUUUGUCUUCCUGUGUUACUGGAUCAAAAAUAAAGUCCCAACUUAAAUCCCCUCCGUUUAUCACGCCGCCCAUCAUCCACCCAACGGGAACUUCCAACCAAGAGAUACUAAAAGAUGUAGCAGACAUGAAAGAGGAUCUGAUCAGAAUGACGGCUAUCCUACAGAUUGACACACAGACUGCAGCUAAAACAGUUCAAACAUCUCAAACUGGCACUCCUAAAGAAACCAAGUUAGAGGAUGAGGAGCCAUUUACGCUAGUGGAGAAAGUUAAAGAAGACUUAGUUAAGGUCUGUAGGCUAUUACAGAAAGAUAUCAAGACUGAGAGUAGGGUUAAUGCAGGUAAAGACAGAGCAUCUGAGGAUGAAUGGGAAGAAUUUUCCAAAGAUGAAAUUGAGGAGGCGCAAAGUUGUGCCCUCUCAGACAAUUACCCUCCUUUUGAGGAAAACACUCUCCUGCUGAAGCCGCAGUCCAUUUCAAGCAAAGACUUACAGUUGAGUAAAGUAGUAGAUUAUUUAACAAAUGAUAUUGGCGCCAGCUCUCUUUCAAGAAUGGCAGAGUUGAAAAGUAGGCACGAGGAGGAGGCAAAAAGGGAAGGGGAAGAAAAACAGAAACGUGUUCUUAAACCAUCAAUGUCAAUACAAGAGCACAAACUCAAAAUGCCUCCGCCUGUCUCAGGCAUGCUCAGGUCUCCAUCAGAGAAGGACCUAAGUAAACUUUCUGAGUCAUCAUAUCAAGGGAGUGACACUAUCUUGGAGUCCCCAGAGGACCUCUCUCACGAGCAGGAUAAGAGUCCCCUGUCAGACAGCGGGUUUGAGACAAGGAGUGAAAAGACACCCUCUGCUCCUCAGAGUGCAGAGAGUACAGGACCAAAGCCUUUAUUCACAGAUUUGCCCAUUCCUCCCUCUGUUACUGAAACCAGGACUGAAGCUGUCCAUAUGAGGGGCUUUGAACAACUUGAUGAUCCUUCUGGGCCUAUACUCAUUGAGGAAGCUGCAUGUGCUUUCCCCUCUUUAGAGCCAGAUGCAGCUUCAAUGAGCUCCAUGAAAGCCUUACAAAUGAAAAUACCGGAAGAAAACAAAAGUGUGUGUCUUAAAGAGGAAACUCAUAUUACUACUACUACUAGAAUGGUCUAUCAUAAGCCCCAACUGACUGAUUGUGCAGAGAUGAUAGAAGAAGGUAUGUCAGUUAGAGAUAUCAUGAAAGCAUUCCAGUCAGGUAGGGACCCAUCUAAAGAUCUGGCAGGCCUUUUUGAACACACGGCUAGUCAGGAUUCAGUCAAAGGUGAUGAGCUGACUCCUAGGUUUCUUGACAGAGACAUUAAAUCUAAACCUAAAGUCGAAAGGAUAAUUGAGGUUCAUAUUGAAAAGGGCCACAGCACAGCAGAACCGACUGAGGUUAUUAUCAGGGAAACCAAGAAACACCCUGAGCUUUAUGUCUACAAAGGUGACCAUGGGAUUAAGGAACUAACGGAUGACUAUGAAGCCCAACAGGAAGAGGAGGAGCUUACUGUUGAGGAAUCCCUGCCCUCCUUUCUAGAUACAUCUCGCGUCAACACCCCAGUGUCACAGGAGGAGGACAGUCGCCCAAAUUCUGCCCAGUUGAUAGCAGAUGAUUCUUAUAAAGCCCUAAAACUAUUGAGCCAGAACUCCAUAGAAUACUGUGAUGAUGAACUAUCAGAAAUCAGAGGCGAGUCAUAUAGGUUUGCUGAGAAAAUGCUCCUCUCAGAGAAACUUGAAACAUCAUCACUGUCUCACUCUGACACAGAGGAUUCAGCAAUAGUGACUGACAAAAAACGCCACCAAGUUUCUGAGGAGAGUUGUAGCCGUGGUACUGAGAGUCAGCAACAUGGAAGCCCAAAAAGAGAGUUUGCUUCUAAGUCUUCAAAAGAUGGGUCCCCAAUAUCUGGUACAUUUGUGCAGCGGGAUGAACCAUCUCAGUUUGAUAAGGUGACAGUGCUUCAUUACUCCACAGAGCAGGGCAGCCCAAAACAUGCUGUUUGGAUGCGAUUUACAGAGGACAAACAUGACAGGAGCAGGGAUAAGCUUCUUUAUGAGGAUAGGGUGGAUCAAACUGUAAAGGAAGCUGAAGAAAAACUUAGUGAGGUAUCACAGUUUUUCCGUGACAAAACAGAAAAGCUCAAUGAUGAAUUGCAGUCUCCUGAGAAAAAGCCUGUUAGACGAGAGCCAAAGGAACCCAGGUCAUGGCCUAGCUCAGCUUGCAGUACCCCUGAGAAAAUACUACAGAAACCUAAAGCAGAGGAGGGCUUCAAUAAAAGCAAACUUAAAGAGCCUUCUGUUGGGAAAAUGUUUGACCGUACCACUACAACAGAAAAUAAAAGUUCUAGCUUACCAAGCAGUCCCCAGAAAAGCAAGCUCCCUCAUAGCAGUGAGGAUAAAAUUAAACCACAAACAAAAACCAGUGAGUCUGAACCCUCUUCACCCUCUAAUGUAAAAUCAACAUCCAAAGUCAGUGCUGUGAGGAUGAAGUUUGAAUCUGAAGCUCAGAAACAAACUCAGUCUAGUCCAACCAAAGUCCCUCCCCCGGUGCAGCCAAAACCAUCAGUAAAGAAACUACAGGAUAGCAAACUUCCUGUUUAUCAAUUUUUUACUGGAGGAACAACUUCAAAAGUAUGUGAAACUUUAGAAGAAGUAACCCCAGCAAUGGAUAUAGAGAAGGACACAUGUGCUGCCACAGACAGUAAAGCUGCUUUAAAAUCGCCAACAUCUAAAGCCCCAAAACAAACAAGAGACAAGUCACCAAAUAAAAAUAUUGCAGAGCCCCCGUUGCAAAGACAGAUUUGUGAAACUGAGAGUCAUAAAGCAACUACUCAAGGUAAAGAUAUAUCUUCCGCUGUUACUCGGGACAUCAAAGAAAGCAAUAAAAGUCAAAAGGUCCAGGCCGCUGUUGUCCAUAAUAAUACCAAACUAUUAGAGAAAAAUGGUGAUGCUACAAAGUGUCAACAAGUCACAAAAACUGAGUCUGCUUCCAAAGAAGCGAUAGCUGAGAUUUUGAGAAAAGACACAGAAGAAAUACUGAAUAAAAACCUUAGGAAAAAGACAGAAUCCCAAAUUCCUGUAAGAUUGCCUUCUACUUUGGAUAAUGACCUCACAAAGAAACAGACAAAACCUUCACAGAUACCUACAUUAUCUAAAAGCAAAAUACAGACAAGCCCUGUGACAACCCCAAUAAAAACCGAUGAAAAUCGGACUUUUGAAAUUUUAGAUAAUGCACCCAGAGACUCCAACUCGAAUAACCUUUCAAGCCCUAGAGACACACUGGAGAAAGUCAUAACCCCUCCCACUACUACAACAACCAAAGAUAAUUUUAAAGGAAUCAAAACAUUACCUGUUUAUGUCAGUGUCCAGGUCGGAAGGCAGGCAGAGAGGGAAGCCAAGGGGGCACUUUACACAGUCAAGCAGAAAUCUAAUUUGGCCCUCAGCCCCAUAAGCCCUGACGAUGAUACACUAGAACAGGUAUCUUUCAUAGAUAGCUCAGGGAAAAGCCCCCUUACACCAGAGACCCCCAGCUCUGAGGAGGUCAGCUAUGAUCUCACGACCAAGAGCCCUGAUGGCUUUAUGGGAUUCAUGCUAGGACAACCCAGUCCUAUCAUGGAGGUAUCUGAAGAAUCAGAGGAAGAUAACCAAAGCAAAGUUGUUUUCUCUUUUAAAGAGGCCCUACAAGAAAGCAAAACUAGUGCUCACAGCACCCAAGCAGACCUUGCAAAUGCUAAUGAGCAAGAAUCAAAAGAUAAUGAUAACCAGCAGGAAGUAGUUGAUGAUUCCAACCAGCAAGAAACAGAAGCUAAUGGCAAGUAUGAUCGAAUGACAGAGCAUGAGCAUCAAGAGGUCUCAAAAGACAAAGGUAUUGCUUAUAUUGAGUUCCCUCCCCCUCCUCCUCUGGACUCUUCUUCAGAAAAGUCAGACGGAGAAAGGAAGGGUUCAUGUGCCUCUUCAGAUACUGAGACAGAAAUGAUGGAGGUGAACUUACAGGAAGAACAUGACAAGCAUUUGCUAACAGAGCCAAUAAUACGUAUCCAACCUCCUUCGCCUGUGUCCCCAGGGGAAGAUGACAGUCAAUCAAAUGAUAAAGAGGAAGAUGAUGAUGGGUCAAUCUUUCAACCAAUUCCUUGUAAGAAACUUAGUUUCAAAGGUGCUGAGGAUGAAGAGAAGAGGAAGGAGAAAGAAAAGGCCUCAAUACCCCAAAAAAAUGACAAAAACGGAAACAACAAGGAAUCUAAUGGUGAGACAAAUGGCUCUAAUGGUUCCAAUGGUUGUAAAGGCUCUAAUGGCAAAGGAGAGGAAUAUGACUAUGAACAAAAUGGAAAUGACCAGUCAAUCACAGACUGUUCUAUAGCCACAACUGCAGAAUUUUCUCAUGACACAGAUGCGACAGAAAUAGAUUCCCUGGAUGGAUAUGAACUUCAAGAUGAGGAUGAUGGACUGUGUGAGCAGGCAGAUUUACAUCUGUUUGGCCUUCCAGACAGUCGGAGAGACGUCUGGGCAACAGACACAUUUAGGUCCACAGACCGCUCUUUUCCUCCAACCAAACUGGAAGUUAUUGAAGAGGAGAAAACCCCAGAGGAAUGUCAAAAGGACACAUUCAAAAAUGAUUCCCCCCCUAAUGGUGGGUCACCUGAUGGUGUUAGUAAGGAUGGGGUGAACGGUCAAGAACAAAAUAAGUCAGAUAAGGAGGGCUUUUCAGACACUUACUUCAGUUAUAAGUUAGAAGAGGAGUUUAACUCUCCUUUUAAGACUGUUGCCACAAAGGGGCUGGACUUUGAUCCCUGGUCAAGUAAAGGUGGAGAAGAAGAAGUUGUUGACAUGGGAGGGACACAGGGAAGCAAUGGUGAGCCUAAGCCUUUUGGACUGGCAGUGGAUGACCAGUCUCAGGCUACAACACCAGACACUACACCAGCCCGAACACCAACAGACGAUAGUACGCCGACGAGCGAGCCAAACCCAUUCCCCUUCCAUGAAGGGAAAAUGUUCGAGAUGACACGCAGUGGUGCGAUUGAUAUGAGCAAGAGGGACAUGGUGGAGGAGAGGCUCCAGUUUUUUCAGAUUGGUGAGCAUUACUACUCGGCGGGCAGGUACAGGGUUAGGGAUUCAGAGGUUGAUUCCUCCUUGCAACAUGGGGACUUUAAUAUUCAGGAUCCCACAAAUAUUUUACUAAUCCCUCAAAUAUCCAUUCAGACUACUACUGUCCAGCUAGAAAUAUCAAAUCCGACUGCCAGUUACACCACAUGCAGAGACUCAACUUCCAAUAUGGAGCCAACAUUCUCCACCUUUAGAACAGGAUUCAAGGUGUCAACUGAUAAACCGUCUAAUGCUUCAAAUAGCAGUUCUAAUUGUAGAAUACCAAACAUCUUUGAUCACUCGAAUGACACAACCUCAGAGACAACUGUAGAUAGUUAUUAUUCUGUAACCUCAAACUAUACAGAUUAUCCUACUUUUGAUACAUCAGGUGUGACAGAUAACUAUUUGAAUAAUAGACCAUCAGGCAUCACAGAUUAUUAUACUAAUCAAAGAAUUCCUUCAGGUACUUCCAACCAUUUGGAUUGGAAAAAUCACACUUAUUACCAAAGCGCAGAUUCGUCUUCUGCAUCCUCACAACAGAUUAGCAAUCCCCAAACAUGGAGCAACAAAGCCAGUAGAAACAUCCCUGACUCCCAUUGUGUCCAUUCAGACAUCAUUCAGGUGGGCGGCAGUAUUGCGUUUAACUUGUUGUCUGCUUCAGGGUCAACUCUGCUGGAGGUCAGCAGGAUAGAACCAUCUUUCAGCCAGCUAGAAAACAGCAGGGAGGGCAGGGAUUAUACCAAUAUAGCAAUAACAAACACAGGAGCCAAAGAGGUCAAAGGCAAGAUAUGCAAAUCCAGAUUACCAUUAUGGGCGCCUAGCCACAAAAUAUGCAGUGAAAGUCAACAAGUAGUAAAAGAUCAUGUAAGAAAACAUUCAAUUAAUAAUUUCAGGGAAAGACUAGACCCUUUUAAGAAUGUAAUUCCUAAAUCAAGAAUUCCAGUAAUGAAAUCCAUGAAAAACUCCUCUGUUUCCCAGGAGAAAAAGCAGGUUCAAACUCAAUCUGUGGUUAGUAAUAGAAGUCCUAAAACAGACAGGAGUAAUAAACAACCAAGUACAGGCAGAGUGAGUACUGAACACAGAUGCAGUUCAGUAAAAACCGCUGGUAUAGGUAGCACAAAUGAGACGAGGAGAAAAAACAGUGCAGUGUUCUCAAAAAACGUUAAAACAAGGUUGGUUAAUAGCCAGGCAGGAAAACAUUUGGACCAAAGAAUUGCCAAGGAGGCUGAAAGAAAGUUAGAAGGGAAAACACUGCCCACUGAGGACGAAGAGAGCUGCAGCCACAGCACUACCAGGAACACUUCCUUGUCAGAACCAUCUAGAGUUUCUAGAAGUUCCCGCCCUUCACGCACCUCCACCUCCACCAGCACCACCACAUCAACAACAUCUGCUAGAGAUGUGAGAACUGAGGUUGAGCAGGCCAGCAGUGAGAGGAGGAUGAGGAGGAGCAGGAGGAAGAGUAGGCGGACACUUGGGAAGGAGCAAGAGCAGAAGGAGGAAGGGAAUCAGGUUGAUCAACCAAUCACGGCUCCUGUCACAGAUAACCAGACUAGCCCUCAGAGUCCCUGUGAGAGAACAGACCUUCGCAUGGCAAUAGUAGCCGACCACCUCGGACUCAGCUGGACUGAGCUGGCCAGGGAGAUGGAUUUCUCUGUGGAUGAGAUCAACUUUAUCAGAGUGGAGAACCCCAACUCCCUGACAGCACAGAGCUUCAUGCUCCUUAAGAAAUGGGUGUACAGGGACGGUAAAAACGCCACAACGGAUGCUUUAACUGCGGUGCUGACUAAGAUCAAUCGGUUGGAUAUUGUGACUUUGCUGGAAGGGCCCAUAUUUGACUACGGUAACAUUUCAGGCACACGCUGCUUUGCCGAUGAUAACGCAGUAUUCCCGGAUCAGUCCGAUGGAUACGACAAUAUAGACCUGGAACUGCAAACCCCCACAGAACUGAACUCCCAGCCCCUCACCCCUCUUCGCCCAGAUGACUUCUUUAGUGAGGGCGAAGCUAGCGCAGACUCCCCUAGCAAGAUCACGCUUACUAGACCUAGCGACCUCUCUCUCACUCAGACCACCAGUACUUCCAGCAGUGACCCCCCCACAGUCGCCCCAGGCCCCACCUCCAGUGUCGCUCAGCCCCCCAUUGUUGGGGCAGAAGAUACAGCGUUGACCAGUGGAGAAGUAGAGAUUUCUAAGGAAGAAAAGACAGGGCUGGUUUAUUAUGACAGGCCAGAUAAUGACAGAAGGGCAGUAGAGCAAUCAGGAAAGGGACCACAGGGGUACGCUGAGGCCUUAGAGGAAGAACUGAAGGCAGAGGAACAAGGUGUUUUGGAGCGUCAGGGAGAGGAUGCCGCCUCAGAAACACCUCAUGGGAAUGGAAGGCAUGAAGAAGAGGAAGAGGAGGAGGAGGAGGAGGAGAUGACCCCGGAGAGGCUGCAGAGUCUGCUGGACGAUAUAAAGCUGGAAGGAGGCUUGGAGGACGAGGAGAUGACAGAGGAGAGGAUGAAUGCUAUUCUCGAUCAAUUGCACCAAGCAGAAAAAGACGUGUGUUCAGUUCCAGGCUGGAGAAAUGAGACGUCCGGCGCAACCGCCGAGUCAGCAGCCCCCGGCCUCAGCCCCGGCACCGAGGACGGCAGCCCCGACAGUCUGGCUGAUUCUUUGGAGCAGCCCCCGGCUAAGGCCAACCGACAGAACGGAGGUCACAUCGACACCGUCAGGGACGGAAAGGAAAAGGAAGCCAAGAGGAAGGGAUCUCAGGAGGACAGCAGCACAGCGGGACCAAGCGGAGGACGGGAGGAGGGAGGAGAAAGGUCCCAGCACAAAGUCCAGGGAGAGAAAGCCAGAAACAUUCCUGGGGAGUCUGUGACGGAGGAGCAGUUCACAGAUGAAGACGGGAAUCUGGUCACCAGAAAAGUGAUCAGAAAGGUGGUGCGCCGUGUGUACAACACGGCUGAGAGGAGGGAAAGUGAAGGCGAUAUUAUUACAGAAGACGGAGCUGGUGUUGGUGGUGGUGGGGAUGGUGUAGCCACAGGUGGAGCAGAUGCUGCCUCUUCUUCAGGAUCCAAGGGGGGGAAGAGCAAGAAGAGGGGGAAGCGCUCCCGGCAUGCCAACAAGGCUGAGAAAUCUGGAGAAAAAACUGAGCCUGGAGACAGUGCCAAUAAGAAACAAGGGAAGAAGAGUCAGUCAUAACAGUAGAGCACUCAACUCAAGCAGGUCCAUGAGGUCCAUCUGCAACUCUAAACACGCCCUGGGAGGAAAGACAAGACUGGAAGCCUCGUCAAUCGGCCAAAAACGUGUCUGAAGCUUUCACUUACAACGCAUGGUUUUCAGCAAGACAACAAGCUAAACUUUUCUUUGAUUUCGCAUGAGCAUGUCACCACAACUCACUCACUGUUGGAAACAACACGGGAGAGACACACACGGACGUGAGCUGGAGCUUUCUUACAUGAUCUUUAACCAAUGGAAGGCGUGUGUGACCAAAGAUGGCAUGAACAAGGAAAACUAAACGCUGACAGAUAAGGAUUCACUCUCUCUCCCAGACACUCGCCUUAUAUGGUCUAUUCUUUCCUCCUGGACCCGCAGUAUUGGGGUGUACCAUGUGGUUCUUUCUUUUUUUUAAAUGAAAUAUAAUAGUAAAUGGGUGAUUUUUGUUGUAUAUAAAUGACACUGUAUAAAAUGAAAACAAAAAAAUAGUAAUCAGUAGCUUCACAGAUUGUUUAUGCACUGAUUUGAGUGGAAGCUUUGCCGAGUCGGUGCGUUUGUAUUGAGGUCGACACUGUUUGAGCAGCCUUGAGAGUGCGACCUGACACGCUCCUCCUAAAUGAAUUUAAAAAAGAACAACAAAAAAGCUGUAUGUAAAGAGAAAGGAAUGGAAAACAAAUAAUACUUGCUUGAUUUUAAAAGGACGUUUCUUCAAAAGCCAACAUCUACUUCCUGUGGAACAUUAUUUGUCUUCAGAGAAAUAAUAUUUUGCUGCAUGUGACGUCACCUUAUUUUAAACGCUUUCCUUUAAUUUUCCUCCUAAUUCAAAUACACUGUAAUACAAUUAGAGAGAUGUUACUUCUGUCUUUGAUAGCACUCAUAAUAACCCAACCAUGUGUCAUCUAUAACCGUUUUUUAUGAACAUGUAAACACACGCACAGCGAGGUGCUGACGUUGUCCCCGAUGUAACCUGCAGAGCGUUGUGUUUUCUCCUAACUGCUAGCAGCCCUGUGUGUGUGAAACAUCAAAUACAAAUGUCUAUAUGUAAGCCCAUCAUGCACACUAGGAGUCUACGUUUAAGCUUUUAGGUCUGCUGUGAUUUUAAAAAGGGGACUUUUAUUUUGACGGUUUGAUGACUUUUAUCUUUAUUUAACAGGUUGUAUUUACAUAAGAACACAGAAUGUAAUUUUUUUAGCCCCAUUAUCCAAUUUGUAUUAAUGGCUAAAUCCCAUUGUUAGAAAUCUGAUCUACGGUUCUUGUGAAAUUUAAUUUCUUCUCUCUGUAUGUCUUUUUUCAUACGAAACCACCUUAAGCAUUAAGUUAAUGAUGAAUCUGGUACCAACAUGUAUGACAAACCAACAUAGCCUACACUGGAUGAUCCAAGUCAUUAUUUAAGCAGAAAAAUAAAUGGUGUUUAACUGAU